Anthostomella pinea is the source of this 546-nucleotide messenger RNA. Lineage: Eukaryota; Fungi; Ascomycota; Sordariomycetes; Xylariales; Xylariaceae. The record is from the annotation of a GenBank genome assembly.
AUGCUACCUCCGACCCUCCUCGCCCUCCUCCUCGCCGCCGCCGCAGCAACAGCGACGUCCGCGCAUGCGAUCCCGCGACCAGUCAGACCAAUCAGCCCAGUCGCCAACUACAUCAACAACCACAAGUCGCAGCAGUCCCGCCUAACGCCCACCCCGCCCGACGGCAUCUGCAGACCCUCGACCUUCAGCCCGCUACCCUCCAGCAGCACCACCAAGGCCACCACUACCACCACCACCACCCGCACCAAAGCCCUAGCAGAAGACUGCGACGCGCUGCUCUACCAGCUCUCGACCCUGCCGCUGGGCGGCGAGUGGGGCGGCGGCCACACGGGCGGCGCCUUCCAGCUCGUGCGCCGCCAGACGUGCGCCGUGCGCAUCGACGGCGACGGCAGGGAGCGGUUCAACGCGCGCGACGUGAUGGAUAUCCUGGAGGGGACGCUGCGGCGGUGGCCGGGGACGGACGCUGACGAGGAGGCCGGGAGGACGGGGGCGAGGGGCGUUAUGGGGUGUGGGGAGGGGACGGUCACUUGGGAGAUUUCGGAUUGA